This is a messenger RNA of Cylicocyclus nassatus, 1002 nucleotides long. Lineage: Eukaryota; Metazoa; Nematoda; Chromadorea; Rhabditida; Strongylidae. The record is from the annotation of a GenBank genome assembly.
AUGGUACACAACUAUGUCAGUCAUGUGAAGCGUCAGAUCAACACCGACAUCAGCUUCUGUCGCGGUUCGGCCAAAGACAUUUGGUCUGAAGUGAACGACUUGGCCAAGUUGCCAGCUUCGAACAGGACGGCACGUGCAGCUGGUUACGACGCUGGAAUUUCCGGAGGUGGCAGUACCGGCGGAGGUGGUACCACUGGUGGUGGCAGCAGUGGUGGAGGAGGCAACGGAGGAGGUUGCUCAGGCUGCUGCUUGCCCGGAGCCCCCGGUCCUGCUGGCACACCCGGUAAGCCAGGUCGCCCAGGAAAGCCUGGAGCUCCAGGAACACCUGGCAACCCAGGACGUCCUCCACAGAUGCCAUGCGAGCCUCUCACACCCCCACCAUGCAGACCUUGCCCAGCUGGACCACCAGGAGAACCAGGACCACAGGGAGAGCCAGGAGAUCCAGGAGCAGACGGACAGCCAGGACGACCCGGCAACGAUGGUGGACCUGGACAACCUGGACCUAAAGGACCACCCGGACCCGACGGAAAUCCGGGAGCUCCUGGAGAGCCCGGACAGCCAGGCCAGGAUGCCGUCUCAGAACCACUUGUUCCUGGAGAGCCCGGACCCGCAGGAGAGCCUGGACCGCAAGGACCUCCUGGAGCUCCAGGACUGCCCGGACAAGAUGGACAACCAGGACAACCCGGACCCAAAGGACCUCCUGGACCUGAUGGUGAACCUGGCGCGGAUGGAAAUCCUGGAACACCUGGAGACGCAGGACCUCCAGGAAAUGGUGGAGAAAGGGAACUCUCAUUGCUUGUUAUGGGAUUACCUGCAGACAUUUGCGAAUUUCAGCAAUUUCUUGCUGCAGAAUCAAGCGAAUGGCAGGACACAAUGUUAGCUGACCCUUUUGCCGGACCAGACGAGCAAAGAGUGAACAAAUGGUGUGUAACUAGCGCAAUCGUAAACAACCAGCAUUGCCUGAAUGGACGCCUUUUCCCUCAUGCUUUUUGUUCCCGUUGA